Molecule: messenger RNA, 1101 nt
Organism: Paramecium sonneborni
Lineage: Eukaryota; Ciliophora; Oligohymenophorea; Peniculida; Parameciidae
Source: the annotation of a GenBank genome assembly
AUAUUUAAUAAAAAAUGUAAGCAGCUAUGAUUGCUCCAAAUAAGGUUUAAAUAGGGAUAUAAAAUUAAAAAUUAGAUAUUUUUGAUGAUGGAAUACAACUCUAAAAGGCAGGUGGGCUAACAAAAAUUCAAGCAAUAAGGGUUUUCUUUAAAGAAAAUUAGUAAUUUGAUUCAUUCUAUAUUUCAGUAUACGUGGAUUUGAAAUAUUUUACAAAUUAAAAGCAGGAGAUCUUUUAAAAGCUGGUCACAAUGUUCCAAAAUCUAAAAAAGAACUAUAGAAUGUCUUAUUAGAAAUAGGACCUGAUGAUUACGUAAGUGAAAUUUUUGGUGCAUAUUAAUCUGCAAAAAAAAAUAGAAUAAUUAAUAUAACAUUUAUAACUUAUAGAGGCAAAGUUUAAACCUUUGGUGGAAAGGGUGACAAAUCAUUUGGAUUUUGUUAUCCAGGAUCUACAUUUGGGGCAUUUAAAGGAGGGUAAAUUUAUAUAUUUAAUUCAUAUAUAGUUACAAGAAAUCAGUUGAAUGGUUAGAAAUAGAUGUUAUACCAUUGCCUGAAGAUUUCAAAAUAGAAAUGGAAAAAUUAGGAAUAUUAAAAAUUCAAUAAAUAAGCAUAUAGCCUGAGAGAACUUCUUCAAAUACUGGAUAAGGAGGCUCUCUUAUCGUUAUACCAAAAAUACAAGUAGCUAAACCAAUGAUUACUGUUUCUACAAACAAUACACUCUUAGCAAACUAGUAAAAUAAAAAUUUAUAACAAUAACAGCCUUAUUAGAAUGUUUAAUAAUAAUAAUAUCCAUUAUAUCAAUAAUAAUAACAAUAAUAAUAUCCAUAUUAAUAAUAAUAAUAAUAUCCAUAAUAAUAGUAAUAAUAAUAUCCAUAUUAAUAAUAAUAAUAAUAUCCAUAUUAAUAAUAAUAAUAAUAAUAUCCUUAAUAAUAAUAAUAGUAAUAAUAAUAAUAUCCGUAAUAUCCAUAAUAAUAGUAAUAAUAAUAUCCUUUUUAAUAAUAAUAAUAAACACCUUUUUAACAAAAUGUUUACGUUCCAUAUAACUAAUAGCAACCUUAAAAUUAGAAUGGAUAGAAUAAUAAUAGUUAUCCAAAAUAUAAUUGA